Molecule: messenger RNA, 228 nt
Organism: Orycteropus afer afer
Lineage: Eukaryota; Metazoa; Chordata; Mammalia; Tubulidentata; Orycteropodidae
Source: RefSeq, a predicted model, not a curated record
AUGGGGCUGUUGACUUUCAAAGAUGUGGCUGUGGAGUUCACACAGGAGGAGUGGGCAAUGCUGGACCCUACUCAGAGAAAUUUGUACAGAGAUGUGAUGUUGGAAAAUUACAGAAAUCUCACCUCAGUGGAAUAUCAAUUAUGCAGGCCAACUGUAAUCUCCCAGUUAGAUCAAGAAGAAAGAAGAACUAUGAAAAAGAGAAUUUCGAGACAACUGGGAAUGCUGUAA